UUUCUUCUGUGAGUUAUAUCGCCAUGGCGUCAAUACCUUACAACUUAUUAGUUAUUUCUGGUAUAUCUGGACGGUAUCCUGAGGCUCAAUCUUUGGAAGAAUUUUGGUUCAACCUGUUGAACGGUGUUGAUGGUGGAACUAUCGAUGAUAGAAGAUGGCCAACUACUUUGCCAAAUAUACCUAAAAGGUUGGCCAAAGUUCCUAAUAUUGGCUUUUUUGAUGCAGAAUUUUUCAAAAUACCUGCAGAAUCUGUAUCAACCAUUAUUCCAUCAAUUCGUGUUUUGCAUGAGGUUAUAUACGAAAUGUUUAUUGAUGCUGGUUUCACCCACGAUGGUUGGCGUGGUACAAACACAGGUCUUUUUGCUGGUGUAAGUGCGAGUCAUAGACCACAAUUAGAUGGAGAUCCUCUUGGUAUUAAUCAUCCCGAAAGUAUAAAUUGGUUACAUUAUAUGUUUGACCUGAAAGGUCCAGUCAUCAGCGUGGACACUGCAUGUGCUGCCGCUGCUUCAGCUUUCGAUGUUGCAGUGAGAAGUUUAUUGAUUGGUGAUUGUGAUCAAGCGAUUGUUCUUGCUAGUAAUCAUUGUGUUGUUCCAUACGUCGCUCAUUGUUUCAGAUCAUUUGGAAUGACAAGUAUUGAUGGUAAGUCCAAAUGUUUAGAUGCUAAUGCUAAUGGUUAUCUCAGAUCUGAAAGUAUUGUUGCGAUUUUAAUUCAACGUAAAUCUGAUGCCAAGAGAGUUUACGGUUCUCUAAUAAAUAUCGCUGUGAAUAAUGAUGGAUUCACCAAAGAAGGAAUUACUUUUCCACGACUCGAAGGUCAGAUAGAUAUUCUUAGACGAUUAUUUAAAGAUGUGCCUUUAGAUCCAGUGGGUAUCGAUUAUGUCGAAGCGCAUGUAACGGGAACUGCAGCUGGAGAUCCAAUUGAAUGUAAGGCAUUGAUGGAAACAAUGAGACCCGAUUCAGAUAAACCUCUUCUUGUUGGUUGUCUCAAAUCAAAUAUUGGCCAUUCUGAAGGUUCUUCCGUCUUAAAUGCGAUCUCAAAAGUUGUUAAGAUUUUCCAAACUGGAGUAAUUCCUGCUAAUUUACAUUUUAACGAACCAAAUCCAAAUAUCGAUGGACUGAUUAAAGGUGUUAUUAUACCAAUUCUUGAAAAUACAAGAUUCGAUGGAGAUCAUAUUUUGGUAAAUGCAUUUGGAUUUGGUGGUGUUAAUACUACCUUCAUUUUGCAAGCCAAUUCUAAAAGAAUCGAGAAGACUGAUCUAAUUUUAAGCUCCAAUAAAGUACCACGUUUAGUCAAUUUUUGCAAUCGAACUUAUGAAGGAUUGGAAACUAUCGUUAAUUUUAUUGAGGAGCAAAAAGGAUCGCUAACAAAAUACACGUUGGCACUUUUGGAUAACAUGAGUAAGAUCAAACCAUCAACAGGGUUUGAUCAUCGUGGAUAUUUACUGUUGGAUGAUGAACAAACAAUCAUUCAUCAAACAUUAAAACGAAAUGUAUCAACUGAUGAAGUGUUCCCUUGGUUAAUGUUCACUCCAAUGUUUAAUGUCUCAUCACAAUCAUUUGUUCAACUGUUGGAAGUUCCUCUAAUUUAUUCAAGAAUAAGAUCUAUGCAAACUGAUCGCUUGAGCUCAUUAGGGAUUUAUGUUAUCAAGAUUAUUGAAUCAAAUCAACAGGAUUUAAUUUCCUUCUUAAUUUCGUCAAUUGCGAUUCAAAUUUCUCUUUGUGACCUACUAACUAAGCAUUUGAAAAUUAAACCGAAAGGUAUUAUUGGUCAUUCGAUUGGUUCAAUUGCUGCUUCUUAUGCUGAUGGAUGUAUAACCGAUGAAGAUGCUCUGUUAAUCGGUUAUCAUAUUGGUGUCGCUUGUAAACAAUUCAAAGGAAAAGGAGCAAUGGCUUAUGUUAAUUUACCAUGGAGACAAAUUGAAAAGACGAAUUUUGGUUGUAUCGAAUUAGCUUCACACCAGUCGGAAGAUUGGACGUUGAUCACUGGUACUGAAGAUGCAAUUAAAAAGUUCAUCUCAUCAAUUGGACGCAAUGUCAAGACGAAUAUUAUUGAUACUAAAGGGAUUCCUUUUAAUUCAUCUUUGCUUGAAGAAGUAUCAAAACCACUUGAACUUGAAAUCAACAAAUUUCUCAGACCAUUGAAAACAAAUUCCGGACUAAAGACAAAUCUUUGUGAAAACUUUAUCAAUUCUGAUCAAGAGCAUAUCAUUGAUGGACAUUUUUUCGUUUCCUGUAUCACAGAAUCAUUCAAUUUUAAUGAAAUAAUAGAAAAGAUUGAUUCCAACUCUGUGUUAUUAGAGAUUGGUUCAAAUGUUGAGACGAGACGAUCAUCAAUCUUCUUAAUUAACAAUCGAGAAACGCUGACAAACAUUUGCAGCUAUAACCAAUCGAUUGUGCAUCUUUAUAAAAUGAUUGGUCAAAUUUAUCUUCAUGGUCUUAAUCCAAUGGUUACAAAUCUUUAUGAUCAAAUUGGAUAUCCAGUUCCAAGAGAAACUCAACCUGUUGGUCAUCUGAUUAAAUGGAAGCAUGAAAAGAAAUGGUUUGAUGCUAAAUAUGACAAGUAUUCUAAUCAACAAACUGUAUUUUCCAAAAUAGUUGAUCUUCACGACCCUUCCUGGUCAUUUCUUACUGGUCAUCAGAUAGAUGGAAGAGUUUUGUUUCCAGCAACAGGUUAUCUUUAUAUUGCUUGGCAAAUGGUCUGUAAGGCUCUGAAUCUCGAACCUAACGAAAAUCCAAUUGAAUUCUAUCAAGUUCAAAUUCUUCGAGCAACACAAUUCACAUCAACUGCAAGUCAAAUGAAAUUUGUUACCAAAAUUAACGAAGAUCUUGAAACUUUUCUCAUCUACGUUAAUGAGAGUAAAAAUGUUUGUAUAACUGGAAAAUAUCGACCUGUUGAUAAACCGACAGUAAACUUGCUACCUGUUGAUUUCAAGAAUAUCAAAGAAAACACAGAGAUUAUACUUCAAAAGAAGGAUAUUUACAAGGAACUUAGAAUUCGUGGUUAUGAUUAUUCGGGAUCAUUCCAAGGUGUAGAAGAAGCUUUUUCUAAUGGAAGUUGGGGUAUGGUCAAAGACACUGGACAUUGGAUUAGCUUUUCUGAUGCUUGUCUGCAGUUUUCAUUAUUGGCUUCGAAAUCCCGUAAGCUGAUUGUUCCUGUUUACAUUGAUUAUGUUUACAUGUUUCCCCCAGAAACAUUAAGUGCCUUUAGCGAUGAAACUGUCAGAUCAGAUUCUGAUUCUACUAAAAAACUUAGUGUUUAUUUCAAUCAAGAAACGAGAAUGGGACUCACUUGCGGUUUUAUUCUUAAAGGAUUAGAAGGCGAAGAGAUCAGAAGAAAGAUCAACACAGUAAACCACCAAAUACGAAACCAUAAUCUAAUCCCAUUUAAUUCGCACCAUAAGUUUAGCAAUGAAAAAGCAAUGAGACAACAAGAGUACAGUUUUCAAUGCAUGAAAUUGAUUGAAAAUAUUGAGAGAUUGAAAUCAAGAAAACUUGAUACAAUAGAUUGUAAUGAUCAUAUGCUAGAGAUAAUUGGAAGUGAUAAUCUUGAUGAAUCUUUUAGACAAAUUUUGAAUGAGAUUUUAGAAUCAGAAAUACAACAAUGCAAAAGUCCAAUCGAUGAUGUAGAUUUCAGCUCGAAUUUAGAUAAUGUUCUCAACCAAUAUCAUGAUGCUCUGUAUCGAGAUUUUUUCUUUUAUGAGCCAGAAAACAUUUUACUUGAACAAAUUCUGAGCAUUGCAAGAUACAAUUUAAUCAAGAAAAAAAUCUCCAUUGCAUUUUGUAAUUUCAGCCAAAAACUAUUCGCAAACGAGAUUGAAAAUAUUUUCAAUGAUUAUGGAUUCAAUACAAUGAAUCAUUUUAUAAAGAGUGAUUCUGAUUUUAAUGUAAUUUAUAUUCAGCCCAAAACACCGAAAAUGGUUCAGAAUCAAAGUUAUACGAUUUUAUUUUUAUUCGUGACAAGUCAACUCUUCUCAUGUACAAAGAUACCGAACCUGAACAAGUGCAAUCAAUACGAUCCAUUGUUGAAGAAUCUAUUUGAUUCACUAAAAGAAGGUGGAUUUUGUCAAAUUAUGACGAGAACUAAAUUAAGACCAGUCGAACAAGAAUGGCAACAAUUGAUUGGAAAUAAUCAACAUAUCAACUUUGAUUUAUCAACACUAAAAAGUAUCGCAACCGAUGCUGGAUUCACGUGGAUUUGUCACAAGGAGAUGAUCGAUGAAGGAUAUUGUUCAGUUCUACUGAGACGACCAUUCACACCUAAUCCAGAUCAACAGGUGACAUUUAUCAGAGUGAAACUUGAUAGUAAUUAUGAUUGGAUUGAUGAGAUAAAAGAAUUGUCUAAAGAUAAGAAUAAUAAAAUCUGGUUAACUGGAGGUGGUUACGAUAACGGGAUAGUUGGACUCACUAUGUCUCUGGUUAAAGAUCCACAUGGUUAUAAUUUAAGAUGUUAUUAUGAUCCAAGGAAAGGAGAUGAUGAAGAGAUAACUGUUCCUGAUGAAGUGAUGCAAAGAGAUUUGAUAGUAAAUGAAGUUGAUGAUAACGGAGAAAUUGGAUUGUAUAAAAGUGAACUUGCCAAUCUUGAUGAUAUAGAAAUCGAAACAAUGUCAUGUUAUGCUGAUAUUAAAACCAAAGGUGAUCUUUCAAGUUUGCGAUGGUUCCAAUCACAUCAUAGUAAUUGGACUCAUAUUUCUAACGAUAAGCUCAUCGAAGAUCAUGAAGAGAUAAAAAUCUAUUAUGGAUCUUUGAAUUUUCGUGAUAUUCUCGUCGCAACUGGACGAGUUCCUCUUCGUUCAUAUCCUCUUUAUGAUAGUGUUCAUUACAUGCCAUCAAUUGGUAUUGAGUUUUCGGGUAUCAAUUCGUCUGGUGAAAGAGUUAUGGGUAUUUGUAGUUCUAGUGGAUUAGCAACUUCAUCAAUAAUCCAAUCAAAUUCAUCUCGUGUCCUUGUUCCUGAAAACUGGACAUUAGCCGAAGCUGCUACAGUUCCAAUUGUCUAUCUAACAGCUUAUUAUGGUUUAAUUUCUCGAGGAAAUUUACAAUCUGGCGAAAGUGUUUUAAUUCAUGCAGGUUCAGGAGGAGUUGGUCAAGCAGCUAUUUCGAUCUGUCUAUCAAGAGGCUGUCAAGUAUUUAUUACAGUUGGAACACAAGAGAAAAGGGAUUUCAUUAAAAAACGUUUUCCUUCAAUCGAUGAUGAUCAUAUUGGUGAUUCUCGAUCGACAUCAUUUGAAGAUAUGAUUAUGAAGAUGACCGAUGGUCGAGGUGUUGAUUUGGUUUUAAACUCACUUUCUGAUGAUAAACUAAAAGCUUCAAUCAGAUGCUUAUCAGAUUUCGGUCGCUUCAUCGAAAUUGGCAAAUAUGAUAUGAUCCAAAAUACUAAAAUUGAUUCGCAAUUCAUAGAUUUCAACAAAACGUUUCAUGCUUGUUGCUUGGCUUUUCUACAAGAUGAUGUGUUCAUCAAGAUGAUUCCUGAUCGGAUAAAGGUUUGGAAUAACCUCAUUGAGAUGUUAAAACAAGGAAUCAAAUCAGGUGAAAUCGUACCUCUUCCAACAACGAUAUUCCAAAUGAAUCAGCUUGAAGAGUCGUUUCGGUUUAUGGCAACAGGGAAACAUAUUGGUAAAGUUUUGAUUCAAAUGAGAGAUGAAAAUGAAGAUCCGAAUAAAACUAAACUUUAUCGGUCAAUUGGUCAAACAUUUUUCGAUCUUGAAAGAAGUUACAUAAUAACUGGUGGACUUGGAGGAUUAGGACUCGAAGUUGCCUAUUGGAUGGUAUCAAGAGGAGCAACUAAUCUGAUUCUUACCUCACGUUCUGGAAUCAAAACAAAAUACCAAGAGUAUAUUUUAGAAAGAAUGAGAAACAAUGGUUACACUCGAGUGAAUAUUAUCAUCUCUAAUGAAGAUUGUUCCAAUUUGGAAUCGACUGAGAGGUUAAUUAAUCAAGCACAAGAAUUGGGCCAAAUUGGUGGAGUAUUUCAUCUUUCUAUGGUUCUAAAAGAUGGACUUUUCGAAAAUCAAACAGCUGAAACAUUUGAUGAAGCUGUCAAACCAAAAGCAAUCGCUUGUCGUUAUUUGGAUCAAUUAAUUCGAUCUCUACCCUACGAUAUUGAUUAUUUCGUAUGCUUUUCUUCAAUAGCUGUUGAGGUCGGAAAUAUUGCCCAGGCAAAUUAUUGUUUCGGUAAUACAGCGAUGGAAAAUAUUUGUAGGAAAAGAAGAUUAGAUGGUCUACAUGGUUUGGCUAUUCGAUGGGGAGCAGUUGGAGAUGUUGGUGUAAUUACAGAGAUGAAUUUGCCAUCCAAUGAGAUAUUGAGAUCCUUUGCCCCAAUUCGUUUGAACUUAGCAUUGGAUUCGCUUGAGAAAACUUUAUUUUCACUUGAUAAUAAUCAUCUUAUCACCAUCGUUUCCUUUCCUGAUAAAAAAAGUGCAUCAUCAAUAGGGAAUAAUUACUCAUUGAAACAGAAAAUCUUUCAUAUCCUUAGUGUUAAAGAUGCAACUAAAGUUGAUCCACAAUCAACUUUAUCUGAACUUGGUCUUGAUUCAUUGAUGGCAGUUGAAAUCAAACAAGCUCUGGAUACUGAUUACGAUUAUUCAAUGACAACCAAUGAAAUUCGAGAAUUGAAAAUUGGUGAAUUAGAUGAACUUGAAAAGAAAUUGAAAAAAUCAGAGAAGAAAAAAAUCAACUCUCCUCAUUCAUUAACUGGACUCAGAAAUAUUUUCAUUACUCCUUCGCAAUUAUUUAUCCCAUUGAAUCAAAGUGAAUCUGGAUUACCAUAUUUUUACUUCCCUGAUCAAUCAGGUCAAUUCCAUAUCGUUAUUCCAGUAUUUGAAUCAUUCUCAAAACCAGUGAUCGGCAUCAGUUGGACCAAAGACUGUCAGAAUCUUGAAUCAUUGGAUGAAGUUGUUAACUUUUAUGUGGACUCACUUAUCACCAAAUAUCCAAAUGAUAAAACAUUUAAUCUCAUUGGUUACUCACUUGGUGGAGUGAUCGCCUUGAAAGUGGCCAUUGGUUUACAAAAGAAAUUAGGUCAAAAUUCUGUUAGAAAUCUCAUCAUGAUGGAUUCAUCGCCUGAGAUAGUAAGCAACAGAAAGAGAAUCGUUAAAAAAGCAUAUGAAGAAAAAGAUGAAAGCACAGUAUUUACAUACUUUACUUUGGAUUAUCUUUCACCGUUCAUGAAAAGUGAUGAAAAAAACGAAGUGAGAACAAAACUGUUCGAGCUCAAAACAAAACAAGAAAAAUUAGAAUAUGCAACUUUAACUAUCAACAGGAUAGGAUCGUUUGAAUAUGAUGUUAACCAGAUAAGUGAUGCUAUCGACAUUUUGCAGAUAAAAUGCGAAAAACUUUCGCUAUAAACGUGGACAAAAUUUUCACGGUGAAAUUUUUUUGAUUCGAGCAACAGAACCAGAUGAAAACAAUUCCGAUUUCCAUCAUUUGGAUGAUUAUGGAUUAUCCAAAUAUACAAAUGGAGCUGUCGAGGUUUUAAAAGUGCCUGGGAAUCACGAUAACUUCAUUAUAAAUGAUUUGGGAAAAAUUAUUGACACUCUUGAGGUGCUUGCAAUGAAAACUUCUACUGGAUAAAUAAAAAGUUUGUGCUGAUAAUAAUACCUCAGGGUGAAUCUAAAAAGAACUGUUUCAAAUUCAAUUUUUUCACUAAGGAAAUUCUGCAAAAAAUUAGACUUUUAAGUUAAGAGUUGAGACUUUGUGGAUUUGUAGGGCCAAAAAUAAUAAGUCUAAAUAUGUUUAUCUUUUUUAAUCUGAUGAAUAGUUUUCGAGAAAAUCGAGUUCGAAGUUGAAACUUAAGGUCACUUUUUCUCAGCAACGAUAAGUUUUUAGAUCAUGAAAUUUUUAUUAUUGGUGGUCACAAACAAAAAUAAGCAAUGUCUUUUGUCAAACCAAAUGAAUUAAUAAUAAUGUUGAUAACAAUUAAAUUGUGUCCUACUAACUUCAACCAU
This is a messenger RNA of Panonychus citri (citrus red mite), 7940 nucleotides long. RefSeq names its product fatty acid synthase-like. NCBI's taxonomy places the organism in Eukaryota, Metazoa, Arthropoda, Arachnida, Trombidiformes, Tetranychidae. The record is from RefSeq and is a predicted model, not a curated record. Gene Ontology annotation, biological process: fatty acid biosynthetic process. Gene Ontology annotation, molecular function: fatty acid synthase activity; oxidoreductase activity; phosphopantetheine binding.